Girardinichthys multiradiatus is the source of this 1515-nucleotide messenger RNA. Its product is annotated as CD44 antigen-like. Gene Ontology annotation, biological process: cell adhesion. Lineage: Eukaryota; Metazoa; Chordata; Actinopteri; Cyprinodontiformes; Goodeidae. Gene Ontology annotation, cellular component: plasma membrane. Gene Ontology annotation, molecular function: transmembrane signaling receptor activity; hyaluronic acid binding. The transcript is spliced from 6 exons. Bases 61 to 1125 code for a protein of 354 amino acids. The record is from RefSeq and is a predicted model, not a curated record.
UCUGCAUUCCAGGUGCCUCUUCACAUUCACUCAUUUCAGCUGUAUUUCUCAUAGAAAAACAUGGCAAUAAGAAGCUGUUUUCUGUCAGUUUUCCUGAUGUUCUUUCCAGCAAUGUUGCAGCUUUCUGCUUCCAGCCUGAGUAAAGUCAUGGCUCAGACUAACAAAUCCAUGGGAACCUUCAUUCUGAUCGAUGGAGGAAAGUACACCUUAAACUUCACUGAAGCAAGAGCUGCGUGCUUAUUUCUGAACGUCACCAUAGCAACCAAAGCUCAGGUGGAGGAAGCAGUACAGCAUGGACUGGAGACAUGCAAAUUUGGCUGGGUGGCUGAAAAGAUAGCGGUCAUCCCACGAAUACAAUCUGACAAGAAUUGUGGAGCAGGAAAAACUGGACUGGUAUUGUGGUAUGCACCAAUUGAAAGAAAAUUUGCGGUGUUCUGCUUCAAUGCUUCAGAACUUACAGAUCAGCUCCAAACUUCGAAACCAACUACAGCCAGUCCACAAUCUUCCAGAUCUUCUGAUUUCCUGUUAGCACUGACCUCAGCCUCAACAUCUGCUGCACCUACGUUUAGAUCACCAACCCAGUCCCUACCUUCAGUGGAAAAGACAGUCACACCUCCGCCCACCAAACAGGCACCUUCAGCUUCAGCCCCACUUACUAAAACAACAGAUUCAUCUUUAUCUUCUUCCUCUUCCUCCCCUGUUAAACACCUGCCCUCACAUAUUCCUGUUUCUCCUCAUGGCCAUCUUACCUCCAUACCCACCGGUGUCACUGUUGGAUUUUCAACCACCAGGCAGCCCUCAAGCUCCUCUGUUUCCUCUGAGCCGGGACUGAAGCAGUCUGUUAGCUCUGCGAACCCCACACUAGAUGCUGCUCACAUCACAGUCAUCAGUCUGAGCUUCAUUCUCUUGCUUCUUACAGCAGCGACAGCAUGGUGGUGUUACAAAUCGAAUAUUGUUUUUUGGUGUGUCCGACACCAUAAGGGCGACUUAGAGACAGAGAUGUGGGGGAACACCCACAGUGAGAUGGACCUACACAGUGAAGAUGGAGCAGAACCAGAACAUGAUGAAGAACUGAGCAUUAAAUACUCCGGUGACAUCCAGCUGUGUGUGAAUCCAUGCAUUUAAAUCCUCAGAGUAGUUGAUGUUUCUGGAUCCUGUUUUACAUUCUUUUAUAGGCCUGAUAUGUUGCAUGAAACACUCCAGACUGAAUCCAUCUGUAAAUUACAGACCAACGAGGAAGAAGCAGCUCUGAGACUGGAGAGAGGCAGAUGAUGUACCGCUCGUGGCUUAUGUUGAGUUUCAAGCUCAGUUACCAUUAGUUAGCUUCUGUCCUGUUAUAUGACCCAAGCUGUUUAUCAUAUGAAGUAAACCAUCCACAGUUAGUCUUCUCUUUGCCAACGAUAUAAUAUUCUUGAUGCUUUCAAAUGAUGUUGUGUGAUUCAAGAAGCAGCUAUGUUUUUAUUGCUCUUUCCAAGUACAAAAUUUGGCUUGAGAAAAUAAAAAUUAUUAAAUAUA